CUACUUUAUUUACCCGAUUGGAUUAUUACACAUUGAUUGAACUUGAAAACAUAUUUAGCUGUAUUGAUGUAAUUUUUAAUAUAAUUUAAAAUCAAAUUAUAAUGUUUAGUUUUAUCUAGGUUACGUAAUAUAUAUAUAUUUCAUAAUGGCCGUUGGUAAUCAAAAUAACUAUUCUAAAUUUGAAGAAUUGUCUGAUAUAGAGAAGCAAAGACUAGUUACACUUUUUAAACAAUUAGAUGUUAAUAAUGAUGGCAAAAUUACCGCUGAAGAUUUGGUCGUGGCUUUUAAAGAAAUGGGUAUUCCAUAUACUCCAGAUGGCUGUAUUCAGGUUCGGGUAGAAAAAAUGGGAUCACUUAACUUCAAUGAUUUCUUUCACUUCAUCCAGGAAUCUGAACAACGGCUCAUGGAUUUGUUCAAAUACAUGGAUGAAAAUAGAGAUGGUAUCAUCGAUGCGGAUGAAAUUGUGAGUGCAUUUGCACAGUAUCAUGUUAGAAUUGAAAAAGAAGAAGCAUUAGUUCUAUUAAAAAGAAUGGAUAAGGAUGAUUCUCAAACGAUAUCUUUUAAUGAAUGGAGGGAUUAUUUACUUUUUUUACCAAGCUUUGAAUUAGGAGACCUUUUACGUUCCUGGAGGCAUGCUACUUUUCUAGAUAUAGGUGAAAACUAUUUAGUGCCAGAAGAUUUCACCAAAAAAGAGAUGCAAACAGGAAUGUGGUGGCGACAUUUAGUGGCAGGAGGUAUAGCUGGAGGUGUCUCUCGGACAUGUACAGCUCCUUUAGAUAGAAUUAAAGUGUUUCUUCAGGUUAGAGGGGGAGAAUAUAGUUCAAUAGGUUCCUGUUUAAGGCAUAUGCUUAAAGAAGGUGGAUAUAUCUCUUUGUGGAGAGGUAACGGAGUGAAUGUAUUGAAAAUUGCACCUGAAACUGCUAUUAAGUUUGCAGCAUAUGAACAGCUGAAGCCUUUAAUACGAGGUCAUUCAGAGAGAGAGCUGCAGAUUUAUGAAAGGUUUCUUGCAGGUUCAAUAGCUGGUGGUGUUGCUCAGUCUUCAAUUUAUCCUUUAGAGGUUUUGAAAACCAGAUUAGCUCUUAGAAAAACAGGACAGUACAAAGGUGCUUGGGAUGCAGUAUGUAAAAUUUACAAAACUGAAGGUCUUCGUAGCUUCUAUAAAGGUUAUUUGCCAAAUUUACUAGGAAUUAUACCAUAUGCUGGUAUUGACCUUGCAAUUUAUGAGACUUUAAAAAAGUCUUAUACGGCACGACAUCCUGAAGUCACAGAACCUGGUCCCAUGGUGCUCUUAGGCUGUGGUACUGCUAGUAGUUCAUGUGGUCAAAUUGCUAGCUAUCCCUUAGCAUUAAUUCGAACUCGUCUUCAAGCACAAGCUGUUACCCCUGAUCACUCACAAGAGGCUGGCACUAUGAUUGGACUUUUUAAAACUAUUAUUAAGCGUGAAGGUGUGGCUGGACUGUAUCGUGGUAUAACACCUAAUUUUAUGAAGGUUGCUCCUGCUGUUAGUAUAAGCUAUGUAGUUUAUGAAUAUUCAAGGAGUAAAUUAGGUGUGAAAUCAACAUAAAUUCAGAAAGCCAAGAGGUGUUGAAUUCCUCAGAGCACAUGAAUGUACUGCUGCAAUAUUUUUUUUUCUUUGUUUUGUAAUUUUAGUUUGAGUUUUAAUAGCAACUAAAUUUUAAUCUUUAAAACAUUAAAAGAGUCUUUAGAAAAAAUGUAAUUUUGAAACAGACAUUUGACAGUUGUGUAAAAAAAAUGCACAUUGUUGGAUUUUUAUUUAAGCUAAUUAAAUAUAUAUAUAAAUAAUCAGAUGUUUACUAAAAAUUGUUAUAUUUGAAAUAUGUAUUAUAUAUGGAUGUAAAUGAUGUAUAUUAUAAUUUUCAUGUUAUAUUGAAUUGUUGUAAGAAGUAUUGAUUUCAAUUAAUUUUAAUAGCACUAAUGUUUGUAAUGUAAAGAAAAAGAUAAUUUAUUUAACUUGCUUUAAUGAUAAAUAAUUCAUAUUUAGAUAUGUAUAUGCUUUUAUUCUUUUAGCUGCAGCUGUACAUCAUAUAAUCUGAAAUGGGUGUUAUUUUUAUAAUUGUUGCCAUGUAUUUAUCUAGUAUCUGUGAUAAGGCAGCAAAUUUUUCAUCUUAAAAUAAGAUGUUACUCAUUUAAUAAAUUGAUACGUUUUAGUAACUAGUGAUAGUUUCCUUACAAUGUCAUAUAAACAUGCAUUUCAGAACAACAGGGGGAGAGUUUUUUUGUUUGUUACCUUAAAUCUUUUUUAAUGCAAUUUCAUUGUUUCUCAAUUUAUAUAAAGUGUGCCUCUAUAAAAAACUUAGUAUUCUGUUUUUCUUUAAAUAAAAAUUGUUUUCUUAUUUUCUCCCCCUUCUCAAUCCAAUUCUGCCUGAUGCAGUACUCCUGUCAAUCUAUGCAAAUACCAACACACAUCUAUGCCUUUAUUGAUAUUUAUAUUUCAUAUCUGUUGUGAAUGUCAUUUUAAGAUACUUCUAUUUUGCAUAGUUGUUUAACUUUGUUGAUUCAUUAGUGGGUAAAUUUUAGACUUUGGCUUUGUAAAUAUUUACUGUAUUUAUGAAUUGGAUAAUAAAAUCAAGAACUUAUAAAAAAAAUGAUUAACUUCAAAGUAUAUCAGUCAUAAAGUGCAUGUACUCUGGUAAUUAAAUGUACAAUUAUUUGUCAACAUUUUAAAGAUUUUUUUUGUAUGUUUCAGUAAUAUCUAGCUAGGCAGAAAUAUAAAAUGAAUCCAUUUAAUUCAGUUCAUUAUUUAAAUGCAAAUCUUAUUUUUUUUUAUUGCUCAAGAUCUUAAACAGAUUUCUAUGAAUGAAAUUAAGUCAAUAUGCUACAUAUAGGAAGAUCUUGAAGUAGAGUCUAUUUAUUCAGGUGUCAAUUAUCAAUUUUAUUUAACAACUAAAUUUAUUGUUUAUUAAAGAAUGCUUCCAUUUUGCCUUUCCAUCCUUAACAUUAUAAUCAUAUAAAGAUUUGGCAUAUAUUAAAUAAGAGUAUAAUUAUUAAAGAUAAUCUUUUUAAUUAUAAUUUGAACUAUUAAAUCAUAGCAUUACUUAUUUAUUAAUUAUUAAAUUAUAUUGUAUCUUAUUUGAGAUAGUUGGAAAGUUAAAUACUUAAUUAAUAUUUAAAUAAAAUCAGUCUUGUAAAGGCAACUAUGUAUUGUCUAUUCACUUUUCAAUGUCUUGAGAAAUGAUAUAUAAAUCACUGAUCUUCAAUCAAUUUGUAACAUUAUUUUGCUAACUUACUUUCAGAAAUUUCUUUAGAUAAAUAGUAAAUGAAAACUUUUUUUUUAAUAAGCUCUAUUUGUUUCUUAUUCAAUUUUUUAAUAAAUGGUAGUUUUUAAUCAUUUAACUAUUUCAUAUUGUAAAUGUUAAAUGUCUAUUUUGUUUCAUUGUUACUUAUUUUUAACUGCUGUCUAAAUAAUUCUGCCAAAGUGCAUUUGCUGCCUUUUGUAUUGUGCAAAUUUUGUUUUUGUCAAGAGAAAAUGUAUAUUUAUUUAUUUAUUUCAUCUGUGUAACAAGUGGUUUCUUCAUCAUUUUUAUAUUUAAUGAUAAUUUUAAGCCAAAUAAUUAUUUUUAAUGUCCAUUAGCUUAUUUAAUUACAAAUUCUUUGCAGAGUAUUUUUUUAAUCAAAACAAUUCAAUUUAGCAUUGUACAAAUGUAAAAAUAUAUUUACUGAAUCUUUCAAUUUCUCUAAUAUAUAAAAUAUGAUUUCAGCUUCCAAUAUAAUUAGCUAAUAUAACAAACCAUAGAAUAUUUUGACUAUCAGUGUACUUUAAAAGUUCAAAUAAUUGUAAAUAUUCAUUUAGCAUCUUUUCAUGUCUUUCACAUUGUAUAUUGCAAGUUUUUUCUUUGUUGUUUAUGAAGUUUGUUUGUUUCUUUUUUCAUGAAAGAAUUUUUCUUAAUUUAUUUUACUUCUCACUUUGUUAACAAAAAUCAUUCCAAGGGAAAAAACUAGGACAAAAAAAAAAGUGCUUUUUCAAAGUUCUGCAUUUUUAUUUGCUUAGCUGCUGUGUUAUUAAUUUUCCCUUUUUUCAAGUGUAUAAUAUUUUUAUAAAUAUAUAAAGAACUAAUUUCAAAGAGCACUUUAUUUUUAUUUUAUGCAGCUUUGUUCACGUUUAAUUCUGCUGUACUUUAAGUAUUUAUGCUUUGGGUGCUAGUUGUACAUAUAUUCAGUUCUUAUUGAAAUAAAAUUGAUCUGUGCAUUUUUUACAUAUUGUCUGUUUUCUUACAAUGAUAUAAAAUUACAGCAUCUUUCAGUACUUUACAUAAAAUUUUAAUUAAAGCCCAAAUUACAAAAAAAAAAAAAAAA
Molecule: messenger RNA, 4314 nt
Organism: Argiope bruennichi
Lineage: Eukaryota; Metazoa; Arthropoda; Arachnida; Araneae; Araneidae
Product: calcium-binding mitochondrial carrier protein SCaMC-2-A-like
Exons: 10
Coding region: 146-1564 (472 amino acids)
Biological process (GO): transmembrane transport
Cellular component (GO): mitochondrial inner membrane
Molecular function (GO): calcium ion binding; ATP transmembrane transporter activity
Source: RefSeq, a predicted model, not a curated record